AGUUCUAAUGGAUAUCAUAAGUAAAUUAAAAUUCCAUGAAAUUAUAUCACAGUGUUAUACAUUUACAUAUUAUUCUCUCUAUAUGUUCAGUUGGACGUACCAGAGAUGACGGCGAAAGACGGAAGGACUCUCAUGACCUUGAUUUUACGGCAAUAUUAAGAGAAAACGCGGCAUAUAAAUCCUUUUUAGAUAUAUGCCCGUUAAAAAUACUUGGAGGCGUUGAAGCAGAUAUUACACAAAUUCCAUACCAGGUUGCACUUAGGCAACAGAAUUGGUACGGUGUGUCAUGGUCGUCCUUUUGUGGUGGAUCUUUAAUUACACUGAGAUAUGUACUAACUGCUGCGCAUUGCUUUAUAUUUUCAGAUAAAGGAAAUAUGAAAAAUCUCAAUGACGUAAGAGUCGUUGCUGGGACAAUUGAUAAAUCUGCAAUGAUAAUUCUAUACAAGCCUGCGCAUGAGCACUGGAGGCGCAUACAAUAUUUCUACAAACAUGAACAAUAUAAUCACACGUAUUUAAAACAUGAUUUAGCUAUAUUGCAGGUGUCGAAAGACUUUAUCGUAACAGACACAGUUCAUCCAAUUCGUUUAUAUUCAGAAAAUGAAGACAAAUUACAAGCAAAUGAUUUGUGUCUAGUUUCGGGAUUUGGAUUGAAAGAAGAGAAUAAACCCGCCCGCAAGCUAGAAAUGGUUUGCGUACCUAUACUAUCAAAGAUAUAUUGUGAAUGGUUCUACAGUUCACGAUAUUUGCAUCUCUCUGUUUUGUGCGCUGGGGCACAAGGAAAGGAUUCUUGUCAGGGUGAUUCAGGUGGACCACUUGUUUGUCGAGGUGUUUUAGCUGGAGUCGUCUCUUGGGGUGGAAUCUGCGGAGUGCAUCCUGGAGUCUACACUAGUAUAUCCUAUUACACGUCGGGGCAUAACGUACCAUUUGUGAAAAACUCAUCUUAUACCCUAUACAAUAUUAGCGUUAUAAUAUUUUAUACAAUAUUUUUAAAGAGUUUAAAUUAUGCAUUGAAAGUAUUUUUAUAACAGCGCCACCUAUGGGAAGAUUUGUGAUACUAGUAGACAAUAGCUGAGCGAAAACGUAAUGGAUCUAAGUGAUUUACUUAAUAGUCAACAGAUGGCGCCAAAAUUUACUGUAAUAUGGUAAUUGAUUUCAAAGUAAACACAAAA
Pieris napi is the source of this 1169-nucleotide messenger RNA. Its product is annotated as trypsin-1-like. Gene Ontology annotation, molecular function: serine-type endopeptidase activity. Bases 36 to 1025 code for a protein of 329 amino acids. The record is from RefSeq and is a predicted model, not a curated record. NCBI's taxonomy places the organism in Eukaryota, Metazoa, Arthropoda, Insecta, Lepidoptera, Pieridae. The transcript has 7 exons. Gene Ontology annotation, biological process: proteolysis.